Molecule: messenger RNA, 390 nt
Organism: Eruca vesicaria subsp. sativa (arugula)
Lineage: Eukaryota; Viridiplantae; Streptophyta; Magnoliopsida; Brassicales; Brassicaceae
Source: the annotation of a GenBank genome assembly
AUGCAUGGUGAUCCAAGGAUUCUCUCAUCUUAUUCAAAUAAGAGAUUUCAUAGCCGUUUGUUUCUUAAUGCAACUUCAGGAACACACAUUUCUUUCGAUAAGGAUACUAAUGUAGGAGAGAUCUUAUUUUACAAGUUAGUCUCCACAAACAUUGUGCUUCCAUCAGCAGCUCCACUUCUCAGAGGAUAUGCCAAGGUUGAGACUCUGACCAUAUCUAAGCUGGAUGAAUUUGUCAUCACUGCUUCAUCUCAGACUGUUGAGUUCCUUUGCAAAGCCAAAUUCAGUGAAUUUGAGACAAGCAAUGGAUGGUACUACUUCUCCUCUUCUAAGUGCUAUCAAAAGCUACAGCAGGGUUUCACAUUACAUGUUCAAGAUUAUGCGCUUAGAUAA